AUGAUAUUACUCGCUGCGAUAAAUAUAAUUACGAAUAGAAAAUUAUUCUUAUUCUAUUUUAGACGAAAAGAUUAUGUGUAUUAUUGGGAAUCAAAUGAACCAAUUUCUUCACAAAUACAAAAAGAAAAUUACCAUUUAGUUAAACAUCUUUAUAUUUGUAGUGAAGAAAUAAAAGAUAAUUAUCCAAGUUAUUUUCCAAAUGUUAAUCAAUUAACUAUUAAAUAUCAUUUUGAAACAUUAAAUGAUUCAAUUCCAAAACCACUUCGUCAUAUGAUUCCUUUAAAAUAA
Messenger RNA from Rotaria sp. Silwood2, 288 nucleotides. The record is from the annotation of a GenBank genome assembly. NCBI's taxonomy places the organism in Eukaryota, Metazoa, Rotifera, Eurotatoria, Philodinida, Philodinidae.